AUGCUGCCAAGUGACGUGGCAUUUUACACGCAGAUAAUCCAGUUCCUGGACUGCAUCAAGCUGGGAGAGAAAUUUACGGGACAGGCACCAAAUGGAUACCACAUCAUCACGCACGGAAAGAAUGGAUUUGGCGAUGACGUCCAAUUUGUGUACGAUUCGUUUACGAAGAAGAUCAGGUAGGGUGAUAGGGUUUGACCAUUUUUUGGGAUUGGAAAACUUUUAAUUUAAAAAACUCCUUUUAGUGAGAACGAACUGGAUUUGUAUGACACGCAGACUGGCUUGACCGACUACCGCGUGCUAAUGGGAGUGGCGGAUGAGGAAAUUGUCAGCGUGGCGACUGGAGAUCAAGGAGAAACAAUGCAAGAAACAUUUUGA
Molecule: messenger RNA, 375 nt
Organism: Bursaphelenchus xylophilus (pine wood nematode)
Lineage: Eukaryota; Metazoa; Nematoda; Chromadorea; Rhabditida; Aphelenchoididae
Source: the annotation of a GenBank genome assembly